AUGAGCGUCACCACCAGUUCCGCCCACAUGGACCCCCCGCCUCUGCUCUUUGCCAGAGAACGAUCAUCAACACCUCCUUCCCUGUCCCAGUCACAGCUCUCCCGCUUUUCGCCUCGCCUCAGCCCUCCACCGAUGCCUACCGAAGACACAGACAUGAGCAUGUCCAUGACACUGCCCCAAGGCCAGAAUCACGACCGGGAAGACUCCGAUAUGGAGGGCACAGAGGAGACAGACCAGGCCACGCAGCCGAACUCACCGCAUCCUCCAGCCGAUGCCAUGGACACGACGUCCGACACUCUACACGCUCAAGCAAGGCUUGAGGCAGCAGCCAUCAUGGCUGAGCUCGCGGGUACCGCGCCUGUGCCUCCACCGCCUCCCGUCAGCAAUACAUUCGACUUCGAUGCCCCCAACACCCACCCUCCCGUAACUGUUAUCGGCGCAAAUCUCGUUCGCGUCACCUCGAACGGCAGCACCAUUGAUUCGGCCGGCGAGCCUCUCGAUGACUACCAACCACCUCGUCCACCAAUUGACAGCAACGAGCCUGGACCAUCAACCUACGACGAUGGUGCUGAGUCCGACUCCUCUUCUGAGGAGGAAGAGACAGGCUACAGGUGGUAUCCGCUGGAAGAAGACACCUCAUCGCCGGACGAAGCAGAGCUCAAGGAGAUCGAGAGCAAGGAGGACUACUCAGCGCUCGACCAUGAGUACUGGGAAGCCAAGACCUUCGAGGAGCUCGAGGACCCGGAAUACACCCCCGGACCUACCGGACGUAUCCACUGGAAGAUCAAGUACAAUGGUACGAGGGAGAAUCAGCAGAAAGAGCUGCUUAGGAAGUCGGAGAUUGUCAACGUCGGGGGCUACGAUUGGCAAAUCAAGUUCUAUCCUAGGGGCAACGACUCGGACUAUCUGAGCAUCUACGUCGAGUGUGUCAGUGUCGUAGAGAAGACGGACAAAGAGGGCGAGAGCAAGCAGGAGGAGGCGAGGAAGGACAGUCACAGUGACCAGGAACCGAAGAAAGUCGCAGAUGAGCAAGGGCGGAGCACCUCGAAGCAGCCAUCGGCUCUUACGACCAAAUCCAGACCUCCGUUACCGCUACUACGCGAUGCGCCUCCUCCACGCCGGAGCGUCGCUGCGCAAGUCUCCGUAGUCUUGUACAACCCCAGCGAACCUCGCGUCGGCUACUUUCGAUCCUGCCUUCACCGCUUCUGUCCUGGAUCUCCUGAUUGGGGCUGGACUCGGUUCCAUGGGCCGUACUUUGACAUCCAUCGAAGGCAGCGAGGCCAACGGCAAGCGCUUUUACGGAAUGAUGAACUGGCUUUCACCGCAUACAUACGAAUCAUCGAAGACGAAACGGGCUGCCUAGGGGAGCAUCAAAGCGCGGAUAACCCGUGGGAUAGUUAUGCUAUGACGGGGUUGCCAAGCAUGGUCAACAGAUCGGUGGAUUGUAAAGCGGACGGCAACCUGAUAAGUGCGAUGAGCAUCUGGAUGCUCCUGCGGCCUUUUAGGGAAUUACUCUAUAGAGUCAACGCUCCAGAUGUGAGCCUAACAGACGAGGCACGACAGAAGCCGAUGUUCAUCACAACAGAGCUUCAAAAGCUUUUGUUAGAUCUGCGCUGCCAGGUGGAUCCCGACGACCCAGAGGUGGAACUGUCUGGCCUGCUGGUUGCGCUGCUCAACUAUGGCAUCUAUGAUGACAUCGCCAAAAUGGAUGUGGUGCAGAUAUGGGAGGUGCUUCGUACAAAACUUGAGCAAGAAUGGGCCGGAACGCCGAUGGAAAACAGCCUGACUAAGCUAUUUGGCACUGCUAAGGACCAUAGUACUGGACUCCCAAGUUAUCGGGUACCUGUGAAGGGUUACAAAGAAGUCCAGUCCGCAAUCGACAGCACGACAUCGCCAUUGGUAGCCCCGGGCGAGAGCCCUGUCGUGCUCAACAUCGAACUCGAGCGGCAAGUCUUCGACGAGACAAGUCGGGCCUGGACAAAACUCACAGAGGAACUGACACUGAACGACCUCAUUUCUGUGAAUGACAUUCAGUACACCCUCUUCGGCAUGGUGAUCCACAAGGGGGAUCUGCAAUCAGGCUUAUACCGCUCCAUUGUUCGACCCCAUGGCCCUGGGAGUAACUGGUACACCUUCGAAGACAAGCGAAACGAGAACAUUGUGAUGUGCCUAACACAGCGUCAAGUGAAUGAGGCGCAGCGAGCCUCAAGUACUGCGGACAAAGAAAAGAGUACGGCGAUUGCCUAUCUUGCGACCUAUAUUCAGAGCAGUGUUUUAUCUGAGCAGCUCGAACAGAUGGAUCCAGAGAAGUGGGAGGUGCCACGGAACUUGCUCCGGCAUCAUCCUUGGGCUUCUAACAUAUCGGAAUGGGAGCAUGCGACUAAACCGCUGGAUACUGCGGAGGUUGGCGAUUCCAGUGUUGCUGCAAAACCCGAGGAGGUCACACAUGAACUUGAGAUCAUUGACUCCCGGGCAUUCAUGUCAUGGGAAGGUCCGGGUUAUCUCGACCUGUACGACAGUCCAGAACUGACUGCUGCGCACAUAUACACCCUUUCGUUGCCGUCGUCCAUUCUUUGGAAAGGGUCGGAGAUCAGGGCUCGGAUCACGCAGCUUGUGCCCGGUAUUGAAGAUCCUAGACAAGUUAUGUUGUGGUUUCUCAACACGGAACAGACAUCAGCGCUACGGGCCAAUUUCGGUCCUGCUUCGAAUGCUGGCUUCCUGCUCGAGGACGAUGAGAUCUUUCGCAAACUUAGAUGCGGGGAUGCGGAGACAGCCAUGCUAGGCAGCUUCGUGAAGAUUUAUCCCAAUCGGCGCCUCUGGCUGCACGUGAUCCCGCUCGAAUAUCUAUCAACCCAGUUCGAUAAGCCGCUCAAGACGCCUACGGAGCCGGAAAUGGCUGCAGACGCUGUACCCGAGGCAGGUCACACAAGUCAAGCAGCAGACCAGGAUGACACACUAAUGAGCGACUCGGGAGAUUUCGACGAUGCUACGGAUGCGUUGUUCCCUGUCGAAGAUGAACUGUUAGCCGAAGCCAUCCGCCUGAACAACGCUGCAAACACAGCAGUCAUAGCAGCAGCGGAAGAGCUUGUCGCUAUCCAUCCACCUCUUGUCGAUACGGAGAUGAUUGAUGCGGCAAACACUGCCGCCGCACCGCCUCCUGCGGUGGUGAAUCGUAUGUCAGAACCCCCAACUAAUACGUCAUCCUUGGAACCGCACAUGUACUAUUUCCUGAAAGUCUUCGAUGGGACAUUGAGGUCAAGGGGGUCACACCUAGCCAAACUCGACGAGAGAAUGGAUAAGACAAUCGCGAAGAUCCUGCAGCUGGACAAGCCGAGCGAGCAGAAGAUGGAGCUUGUUCGGGAGAAGAGCACCGUGAACUUAGUUCCAAUACGUCGACGCCGGACCUUCCGAGAAGAAAACCGCGCAGACGAUGAAUUCAAAGACGGCGCCAUUAUCGUUGUCACGUUUCCCAUCCCGGAGGAUACCAAAGAAGCUGCCUUCGACCGCGGUGAAAUCCUCGAUCUCCAGACCUACCUCCACUCACGUAGCGACGCCCGCAAUUACCCCCACCUCCUCUCCGGCACCUUCACCUUCGACCACUUCUCCUCCGAAUUCUACUCUGGCUCGAUGCUCCACCGCCGCCCUCACGGCCACGGCCGCCGCAUCUACCACAACGGCGACGUCUACGAAGGCGCCUUCUGCCUCUCCGAGCGCCACGGCCAGGGCACCCUGACCUACCGCAACAACGACAUCUACGUCGGGCACUUCUCGCACGACCAGCGGCACGGCCAUGGCACCUUCACCGAUGUCGCAACAGGCAAUGUCUACGAGGGGAACUGGAAGCGAGACCGCCGGUUCGGGCGGGGCGUCACGCGGUGGGAGAAGGCGGAGGCGGACGACGAUGUGUGUAAGGUUUGUUGGGAGGCCCCGCUCGAGGCGGUGUUUUGGGACUGUGGGCAUAUGGUUGCGUGUCUGGGGUGUGCGAGGCUCAUGGAGAAUUGCUCUGUUUGUAGGAGAGCGGUUAGGGGGGUGGUUAAGUUGUUUGUUGCGUGA
Molecule: messenger RNA, 4053 nt
Organism: Coniosporium apollinis CBS 100218
Lineage: Eukaryota; Fungi; Ascomycota; Dothideomycetes
Exons: 4
Coding region: 1-4053 (1350 amino acids)
Biological process (GO): protein deubiquitination
Molecular function (GO): protein binding; cysteine-type deubiquitinase activity
Source: RefSeq, a predicted model, not a curated record